AAUGGACACCCGCUCACUACUAGCCACGCGGCUCGAAGUUCUAAAACAGCGCGGUGCACGUACAAUUCUGCUUAUUCCUUGCAGUUCCAGUAACUCCCCUACCGCCAAGCUUACCUGCUGCUGCUCCGAUCCAACGAGUCCCAACUAAUAUUCCUGCAAACAACGGGAGUAGAUGGAUACACUCGAGGUCGGUCUCGCAUCAUAAGAGCGCGGCUGGGAGAGGUGCGGGCCAACGACGCGCGCGACCUCACCAUAGGCCUCCUCUGUCUCUUACCGUUCUCGUAGCCUCGUAGCGUAGCGUGUUAGCCUAGUCAAGCCCACAGCAGCUCGCGCCUCUGCCGCCUCAGGACCAUGGGAAGGUCGUCAGUGGCGCUGGCGAUCGUCGCCGUCGCGGCGGCGAUCCUCACCACGGCCGCCGCAGCGGGGGCCCAGGGGGAGGUCAAGUGCGGCGGGUGCUCGCCGUGCGGCGGCGCCGACUGCCCCGUGCUGUACCCGUCGCCGCCUCCACCGGCCCUGCCGCCGCCGCCGCCGUACUACUACUACAGCCCCCCGCCGCCGGCGACCUACCCGGGGUCGUACUGCCCGCCGCCGCCCGGCGCGUACAUCCAGAUCGGGAGCACGCCGCCGGGCAAGGGCCCGCUGUACCCGCAGGACCCCGGGUUCAUGCCGUCCGCCGCGCCGAGCCGCGCCGUCCCACUCGCGGUAGUCGGUGCGCUUGCCGCGCUGGCGGGCGUGUGGGCUGCCUUCUCGUGAUCUGCAUUACAACUCGACGGCGAGCUUCUUCUCCGGUAAGUAGGGCGACGACGGAGCCGACCCGAUCGUGCCAGCGUUCCCACGGGUGUUUCCCAGUGUACUUAUGCAUGCUCCUUGUAAGAAUAAUUUUUACUGGCGAUCAUAUGGGCUGUAGUUCUUGCAAUGUAUGAAGGUUUUCUUUGCUCUAGUGUUUUUUUCUUUAAUCUGAUGAUUUAGAAGAAUCACUUGUAAGAAAUGGAAGAACGCAAAUUAAGCAGGAUGUGGAACUAGCAGGUCACUCCUGAUUUCAUUUUCUUUUUC
Setaria italica (foxtail millet) is the source of this 1053-nucleotide messenger RNA. Its product is annotated as leucine-rich repeat extensin-like protein 3. The transcript has a single exon. Bases 352 to 753 code for a protein of 133 amino acids. Lineage: Eukaryota; Viridiplantae; Streptophyta; Magnoliopsida; Poales; Poaceae. The record is from RefSeq and is a predicted model, not a curated record.